Molecule: messenger RNA, 1249 nt
Organism: Panicum virgatum (switchgrass)
Lineage: Eukaryota; Viridiplantae; Streptophyta; Magnoliopsida; Poales; Poaceae
Exons: 4
Coding region: 192-1208 (338 amino acids)
Biological process (GO): CAAX-box protein processing
Cellular component (GO): membrane
Molecular function (GO): metalloendopeptidase activity
Source: RefSeq, a predicted model, not a curated record
CUUAAGAAGCUAGCUGCCCUGAAAUUCUGAAAAUCUCCCGUACCAUGUUUCUCAAUCCGCUUACGGCUUACACGCCACGUAUCUUGAGGCCCUCAAGUUGAGGGGCUAGGCCCACAUAUAGAUCAGGCGCUCAGGAGUCAGGAGGCUCCAAGCCUCCAACGAGGGGACUCCGGUGCACGCGACAUCGAGGGAUGCUCCUCGUUGCGUCAACCGCAGCUUCCCGUCCGCUCCCACUCCUCGCCAGAAGCGGAGGCCGAGGAGCUCCUCCUUGUAUCCGCACGGCUAGACGCGAAGCUCUGACCGCGCUGCAGCUGCGCUCUUCGUCCUCCACUCUCAGCUGCGCCUGCUCUCCGUCUCCGUCCCCCGCUCCCUCUCCUGGGGACGGUGGCAAGGGCAGCGCCCGCCACCUGUUCGACGUAACUUCUUUAAUAGCACGUUCUGUUGCGAUCCAAGAAAAGAAUCUUUUGCCCUUCCCUCCGUCCAUCCUGAAAUGUGACUUCUCCAUUCUCUCCCCUGUUGUUCCAUGGGAGCCUGAUGAUAUAUGGAGAAUAUACGCAGGGUAUUUCUUCGUCUUGCAUAUCCCCUUGAGCUUUGGAGGGCUUGGUGCGGUGGCCAAAGUGCUAAAAUGCUCCUCACUCGACCCAAUGACAACAGUUAUUUCUACAGUCUUGCUUCAACUAGUGGAGCUCUCUUUGGCCUUAGCACUACUUCAGUACACUGCAAUGGCAGGCAAUGAUGUUCAGGCUUUCUUUGCCAGUAAGGUUUCUACACGGAAUUGGAUAAAAGAAACCAUAAUAGGCUUCACGGUUUUGAUGAUCUUGGUAUGGAUCACAUCUAUCUUGGCUGACAAGCUGGUAGGAUCUGAGGAUGCAUAUGAUCCUAUAUUGAAAGGAAUCCUUUCUGACAGUCCAACUUCUAAGCUACUGUGUUUCUUUCUCUACUGUGUUAUUGCUCCACUGUCGGAAGAAACAAUCUACCGUGGGUUCCUUCUAACAGCCCUGUCUUCUUCCAUGAAAUGGCGGGAUGCUGUCGUGAUGAGUUCACUUGCCUUCAGUGUAGCACACCUCUCCGGUGAAAGUUUCGUUCAGCUGUUUGUCAUAGGGUGCAUUACUGGGUUAACUUAUUGUCGAACUGGAACUUUGGUGGCUUCUUUCACUAUCCAUUCUCUGUACAAUGCGGUCACAUUGUAUAUGGCUUUAGCAUCAUGAACAUUGCGGGCUAAAUGAAAAUGCAGAUUUCUUUUACAACA